AUGGACGGCUCUAAUGCCACCGCCGCUGCAGGUAACGGCACUGCUAUUAGCAAGAUUAGCGCUUCGCCAGCAACGUCAGCAGCGUCAGCGAAAAAAACCGCGCCGAAGCGCUACGUGCGCUCACAGAUCCCGAGGGAGAUCUUGGAAGAUCCCGCGCUGCUCGCCGCCAUGUCAGUUCUGCCGCCAAACUACAACCUCGAGGUUCCCAAAACCGUCUGGCGCGUGCGACAAGCGAAGGCGCGCUGCGUGGCGCUGCAGCUCCCCGAGGGCCUCCAGAUGUUCGCGACGACCCUGUGUGACAUUAUCGAGCGGUUCGGUGGCGCGGAGGGCUGCGUGAUUCUAGGAGAUGUGACUUACGGCGCGUGCUGCAUCGACGACGUUACCGCGGCAGCUCUUGGCGCGGAUUUUCUGGUGCAUUACGGGCACAGCUGCCUGGUACCGUUGGAUCAUACGGCCAUUCCUUGUCUCUACGUGUUCGUCGAUAUCACCAUCGACGUGCCGCAUUUCAUAGACACGUUGAAGCUCAAUUUCCCGCCAACUGACCAUCUAGUACUCGCUGGCACCAUCCAGUUCACAGCAGCAGUGCAUGCAGCCAACUCUGCCCUCUCAAGCCACUACAGAGGGAUCACGGUGCCUCAGGCCAAGCCGUCCUGCACCAUUCAGUUCGCAGCAGCGGUGCAUGCGGCCAACUCAGCCCUGUCAAGCCACUUCAGAGGCAUCACGGUGCCUCAGGCCAAGCCCCUGUCCGGAGGCGAGGUGCUUGGGUGCACCGCUCCCUCCCUCUCCUUCCAGCCAGUUUAUACCCUCUUCUCCUUACCGCCUCCCCUUCCCUCCCUCGAAUCCCCACUCCCCCUCACCCUCCCCCUUCCUCCUCCCCUCUUCCCCAUCCCCCUCCCAGGAACUAUUCAGUUCACAGCAGCAUUGCAUGCAGCGAAAUCAGCCCUCUCAGGCAUGCGAUCUGCUCGGCGGCUGGCGGUAACCCGGGCGAGCAGGGUGCGGGGGGGGCGGUGGGGUGUUGUGCAGGGUACACUCGGGCACCAGGGUAACCCACGCACUGUAGACCACUGCGUGAGUAGGAUCCGUGCUGCGGGUGGCACGCCGGUGGUGUUUCUUGUCUCGGAGCUGACUCCGGAAAAGGUGGCGGCUGCGGGGGUGGGGUCUGGCGGGAUGUCUGGGGCGAGUGAAACAGAAGCUGUUGGUGACGUGGCAGGAGCCGGUGCUGACGUGGCAUCAUCAGUUGGCGACAUGGGCAGGGCCCUCAGUGAGCUGUCAUUAGGAGGAGGAGGCAUGAAGCAGGACAGCAUAACAUGCACAGAGAAGGAGAGCGCAGACAUUCAGCUGGCAGAGCUGCCGCGGCGCAAGACGGAUGGGGCGAUGGUGAUGGAGCGAGCGAAACACGUCAUGCGCCUCAACGUCAUGGAGACCGGCAAACAGCUGCUCAAGCGAGGAGAAGGCAAGGUGGAGAGGCAGUACCGUAUGGGGUGUGGCGAGUGUGGGGUGAUGGUGGCGUAUAGGAGCGAGGAGAGCAUGGAGGGCGCCAAAUUCGUCUACAUUCCUGCUGACGCCCUCACUGACGCUACUGCCGACACCAAGCCCAAGGAUGCACCAGUGCCGCCCUGCAUCCAGGAGCUGGACAGCGGGUUGGUGCAGGUGGCAAUAGAGGUGGAGGAUAGGGCUCAACGCUCUGCUGUGCUUCGCAUCAAUGCAGACGAUGUGCGAGUGGCAGUGACAGCAGCUGCGCAUAGGGGCAAUGAGGCCAGUGCAGAGCUCAUGGAGUUUCUCGCCAAGGUGAGAUGGGGCAAUGAGGCCAGUGCAGAGCUGAUGGAGUUUCUCGCCAAGGUGAGAGACGGUGGUGUGAUGGCACUCCCUCUCACCACCAUGCCACUCUUCAGUGCCUCAUACAGGGGCAAUGAGGCCAGUGCAGAGCUGAUGGAGUUUCUCGCCAAGACGCUGGGGCUUCACCUGGUACAGCUGAGACUGCAGCGACGGUGGUCUCGCUCCUCUCUCCCCUUCGUCACCUCGCCAGCUUCCUUACUUCCAUCCCUGCCUCAUCUCAUCCCCCGUUUCCACCCCACCCCCACCCCAUCAGACGCUUGGGCUGGGCUUGGUGCAGCUGAGACUGCAGCGACGGUGGUCCCUCUCCUCUCUCCCCCUCGUCACCUCGCCAGUCUCCUUACUUCCAUCCCUGCCUCAUCUAAUCCCCCGUUUCCCCCCACCCCCACCCAAUCAGACGUUGGGGCUGCGCCUGGUGCAGCUGAGACUGCAGCGAGGGUGGUCGCACAAGUCCAAGAUGCUCAUGGUACGUGCAGGGCGGUUACCGCCAUGUAA
Molecule: messenger RNA, 2328 nt
Organism: Closterium sp. Naga37s-1
Lineage: Eukaryota; Viridiplantae; Streptophyta; Zygnematophyceae; Desmidiales; Closteriaceae
Source: the annotation of a GenBank genome assembly